AUGCAAACAUUUAUGCAGCUUUUUGUAAAAUACUCCAUUCCUGUUUUAUCGACUCGAAAUAUCACCAGUUCGUUAGCUACGUAUUCAUAUAUCAAUCAUUAUAAUAGACAAACUGGACGAGGACAUGCAAAUGAUUUAAUGCAUCGUGAUUUGCCUCGAUUUAUUGUAGCAAAUAAAAAAAAUUUCACACGAACUAUUGCUCGAUUAGUUGGUGUCGAUAGUGGUUUGGAGAAAGCUUUGUUGAUGUUGGAUGUUGGAAAGAAACCAAAACGAAGGAAACUAGAUGAGGCAAAAAGGAAUCGUUUAGGAAGGAUGUUUAUGGAGCAUCUUUUUCAAAUUUUAUGUGAGCAUGAUCGAUUUUGUGAUAUAGAAGGAUUAGAAUUAUACAAGGUUGAUGUAGGCCCAACAUUUAAAGUGAUGGAUGUUUACUGGUUAGCGAAAGGUGAUAAAUCUGAUGAGAUUACGGAAAAAGUGCUGAAGGAAUCAGAAAAUUUUGUACGUAAAAGACUAUCGGAAUUGUUAAGCACUCAUAAUGUUCCACGCUUAACUUUUGUUGCUGAACGUAAACAUAUUGUGGAGCAGGAAAUGAAUCGUUUAUUUGAGAAAGCAGAUUAUGGCAUGCAGUAUCGAGCUUUAAGUCAUACUGGUGCUAUUCUCGGAUCAAUGGCUGAUACAGGUUUAAUCAAUGAUAAUGGACGACACAAUUUCAUAGAACAAAAGUUUCAUAAAAAGUGA
Brugia malayi is the source of this 735-nucleotide messenger RNA. RefSeq lists its product as uncharacterized. Bases 1 to 735 code for a protein of 244 amino acids. NCBI's taxonomy places the organism in Eukaryota, Metazoa, Nematoda, Chromadorea, Rhabditida, Onchocercidae. The transcript is spliced from 5 exons. The record is from RefSeq and is a predicted model, not a curated record. Gene Ontology annotation, biological process: rRNA processing.